AUUCCAUCACCUUCGAUUGCACUACCGUAGCAAUAUUACACGGUGAACACGGAGCAGCAGCAAACAGGUAACAAAACAAUAACGAGUUGCCACUCGCCGAGAUCCAAGCAAGACUCAGUCGAGUGUUGUGGUUGAAAUCCAAGCAAGUCAGAGUCGCGUGCUGUUGUCGAAAUCCAAGGACGACAGAUAUUGAUUGUCAAUGCUGAAUUGAACUGAAUUUCUCCCCGUUCAAAUCCUUCGUUCCCACCGUUAUUACCGGUUUGGGCAGGUGCUCCUGGUUCAGUCGAUUGUAAAUUUUUGAUUUUUGAUUUGCCCGUUUGUGGAUCGAUCGAUUCUGAUCGACCCUUUCGGUUCGCGUACACCAUGCGUAAUCCUUCAUCCUCAGACGACGAGGCGGUGGGCCCUUUGUCGUCCACCGGCGGGGCAACAGGAGGCACAGCGUCAACUGCUGCCACCAGACGGGGAAGGCGACCGGCUGGAGGAACCCUCCGUCGCCGCCGAGGCGAAGUGGAAGUCGAUUCGAGCGACGAGGACAGCRCCGGAAGCCAGGACCUCCGUGAAAACUUCGAUCGUCGAAGAAACUCUGAUUCGAGAUCGAGUUUGAGCUCCAGUCUGAAUACGACUUUGAAUUCGAAUUCUCAAUCCUCGAGGCAGCGGGCACCGGCUUCAAGCGACAAAAAUACUUCCGGGAACGCUGGAAACGCGGAUGAGAGUCUCAGUGGUGACUACGGUUCCUCUCCAUCCGGCUACAACGGAAGAGAACCAUCUUCGGCAGCGCCGUCGCASUCGCAACGAGACGUCAUUCUAGAGGACGCAGACUCGAACACGCUGCGGAUCAUGAUCAGCACAGACAACCACGUGGGAUACGCCGAAAACGACAACAUUCGGGGGAACGAUUCGUUCGCUGCUCUCGAAGAGGUCCUGUACCUCGCAAAAGAAUACGGAUGUGACAUGGUGCUCUUGGCAGGGGAUUUGUUCCAUGAAAAUCGUCCGAGUCGAAGGACACUGAUCAAAACAAGUGAGUGGGWAUCUAAUUGAUAUMAAAAAAUUGUUGCCCUUGGGCUGGCUCCRUUUCUUUGGUUCCAGAAACGAAACCUGUGGCGAUUUUAUUGCUUUCUCUUAUUUUCGUUCUUUAUUUCUCCGCAAAYAUCUUUUUGGUUUCUCAAUUGUGGACGAAUCGCACAUUUCCAGUGGAUAUAUUUCGUCGGUACUGCAUGGGCCCUGGAGCAAUCCAGGUGCAGGUUGUUCCUGCGUCAAGAAAAGGAAGCAAUGGCAACAGCAAGAGCAACGAGAACAAAAGUCCUUUCGUCCGAGGCUACGUCAACUACGAAGAUGCCAAUUAUUCCGUCGAUUUGCCUGUCUUUUCGAUUCACGGGAAUCAUGACGAUCCGAGCCGUGAUGGCGGUAACUCGGAGUUGUAUGCUGCACUCGAUCUGUUGGAUGUUGCRAACCUCGUCAAUUAUUUCGGCAAGCAGGAGGACACACAGAGGAUUCGGAUCGAUCCCGUUCUGUUGCGAAAGGGAAACACUAAGGUCGCACUGUACGGACUAGGCAGCAUGCGCGACGAACGACUCAACMGAAUGUGGCGGGGGGAAAACCUGACCUUUACGCGCCCCGCGGAGAGCACCAGCGACGAGAACGUUCCGGCAUGGUUCAACAUUUUUGCYCUGCACCAAAACCGCGACCGCGGCCGGGGAGCCAAGAAUUGCAUCAAGGAAGACAUGAUCCCGGACUGGAUGGACUUUGUCUGCUGGGGCCACGAGCACGAGUGCGACAUCGAGCUCGAGGAAUCCGUUGUCGGGACCUUUCGCAUUAGCCAGCCGGGAUCGAGUGUAGCGACGUCGCUCGUKGAAGGGGAAUCCGUCCGCAAGAAAGUUGCGGUGUUUGAUGUUCGUGAGGGGCAGUUCCGGUUGACGGCGAUCCCGCUGACACAGGUCCGCUCCUUUGUGGUCUCGACAGUCCGGUUGGCGGAGGAGCGCCGGCUCGAUCCAGACGAUCCCAAGGUCGACACCAAAGUCUCYAAGAUCUUGGAAGACAAGGUACGAAUUUURAUCCACGAUGCAAGAGAAAAACGAAGGGAGCUCUUGGAAGACGCCAAGAACGGGGGCAACGGCUUGGCGAGGUACUGUGCAGCCGCUGGUGGCAACCCCGAUGRCAUGCCACUGAAACACACCAUGAACAAGGAGGACGAAGUCCUGGUUCGCCUGAAGGUCGAUCACACGGGUUUUGCAGCGGUGAACAACCAGCGGUUCGGGGCAAGAUUUGUUGGGGACGUUGCCAAUCCGGUGAGWACAGUAUUAGUUGGUGUGUUUUGAGUUCUUUCUCGUGGAAAUUAUCCGAACCGAAAGUCCCGUUCUUUGCAAAAAAUCGAAAUCUCUCACACUCCACGUUUCCUGCCCCGAAUGCUGCAGACUGACAUUUUGUUGUUCACCCGUAAAAAGGCAGAAGGCGGURGAUCGCGCUCGAGCAAGUCGAUGAAGGGCAUUGCCCCAAUCGAGCCUAGCGAGAUCGAAGAAAUGAACAUCGAGGAUUUGAUUGUCGAGCAGUUCGAAUCCAGCAACACCAAACUCGAACUCUUUGACGACAAGAAGAUUUCUGCCGCCCUAGAUUCUUACGUUGGAAAACAAGAGGCGCAGGCCAUCAAUGAAACGCUCGAGAAGCUCCUGGGCAAACAACAGAAUCGAUUGAUUAAAAACGGGGCAUUGUCGGUCGCGGAGGGAAUAGAAAUGGAUGGUGAUGRAGAAGUUGGUAGAAGGAACAACGGCAAGAGACGCAACAAACGUGGAMGAGACGACGAAGAGGACGAGRACGAUGCCAUGCAGGAUUCACCACCCACCAGAAGUCGAUCCAACAAAUCGUCCCAGAGAUCCAUAAGGUCGAGAUCGACGAGAAAACGGGCGGAUUCUUACGAUAGCUUGGACGAUGGGGAUUCCAUGCAGGAGUCACCGCCCACCAGGUCGCGAUCCAACAAAUCGUCCCAACGAUCCACCAAGUCUAGAUCGACAGGCUAUGACGACGACGACAGCUACGAAGCAGCGCCUUCCCAAGUCAGGUCCAAAUCGUCCAGAACCACUUCGUCUCGAUCAACCGGUCGCAAGGCUGCUGYGCGCUAUGAAGAAAGCGAAGACGAGUACGACGACGACGUCCGGGUGGUCGACCCACCACCGCGCAGCCGCAACGCCAAGCCCGCCAGACAACGCGCAACGAGGAAAACYAUAGACUACUCGGUCGACGACAGCGAAGACGACAAGGUCGACGAUUCCCUAUCGAUCGACGAUCCCACUCCGCCGAGAAAAAAACCCACGGGACGGGGCAGAGCUKCCGCGAAACCGACGAGAAAGACCGCCACUAGUAGGAGAGACAGACGCAGCACCGACACGGCUAGCAGUGGGUUUUCCCAGUCUCAGCUGUCCUUUCAGCCCAUCAAGCGCAAGACAGSCACAACACGAGCCAAGAGACCCAGGCAMAGCUACGACAGCGACGAUGACGACGACAUGGGUCCAGCGGGACGUAGCUAUGAUGACGAUGACUGGGGGACCGCGAAAUCCGGUCGGUGAACCGAAUCAUGGUGCAUGUAGCGAUUCCACGACCGGUUUCAAGGAUGCUCAAAACGUCGUCUUSGAAACGAGCAACAUCACUUGCUAUGUUGCCAGCAGUAUAAUUGCACGAAACAAAGAGAUCACGACACCAUAUUGUUGAGUGUUCAUCGAAAAGAAAACCUUCAAUUUACAAUUCAAAUAGAGCAAAAAGCUAUUG
Molecule: messenger RNA, 3756 nt
Organism: Pseudo-nitzschia multistriata
Lineage: Eukaryota; Bacillariophyta; Bacillariophyceae; Bacillariales; Bacillariaceae
Source: the annotation of a GenBank genome assembly